AUGAAGGGCCACCCCGGCACCGGCAAGACGACGCUGGCCCGCUCCCUCGCCUCCGCCCUCAGAAUCCCACUCAUCGACAAGGACGACGUCCGCGACUCCGCCGUCCCCAACGACCUCUCAUACGACGUCGUUUGGCGAGUCGCGUCGACUCAGCUCCAGCUCGGGCUCAGCGUGGUCGUCGACUCGCCGCUCUCACGCAGGGCCCACCUCGACCGUUUGAUCCACGUGGCGGGAUCUGCUGCUGGCGGGGCCCGGCUGCUGAUCGUGGAGUGCAGGCCGUCGGAUGAAGCCCUGUGGAGAGAGCGGCUCGAGCAACGUGGCGGUGAGGAGGGCGCCAGCUCGCACAAGCCGUCCACGUGGCGAGAUCUCCGGAGGCUGAUCGAAGGGUACCGCGGGUGCCACGAGUACGACGCGGGCGGGGUGCCGAAGCUGGUGGUCGAUACGACGUCGUGUACGGUGGAGGAGCUCGUGGAGGAGGUGAUGGGCUUCAUUCAGCUUCAUGCUCCCGGAAUAGUAAAAAAAAAUAUAAGUAACCCGUAA
Messenger RNA from Linum tenue, 540 nucleotides. NCBI's taxonomy places the organism in Eukaryota, Viridiplantae, Streptophyta, Magnoliopsida, Malpighiales, Linaceae. The record is from the annotation of a GenBank genome assembly.